This is a messenger RNA of Sorex araneus (European shrew), 3137 nucleotides long. RefSeq names its product LDL receptor related protein 10 (gene LRP10). The transcript has 7 exons. The record is from RefSeq and is a predicted model, not a curated record. Lineage: Eukaryota; Metazoa; Chordata; Mammalia; Eulipotyphla; Soricidae. Gene Ontology annotation, molecular function: protein binding. Bases 505 to 2643 code for a protein of 712 amino acids. Gene Ontology annotation, cellular component: plasma membrane.
GGUGCCGCCUGCGCCGGGCCGGGCUCGCUGGGCCGAGCCGUCCCCUCCUCCGCUCCUUGCUGCGUUUCGCCGGCUGGACGCGCUGGAGAAGGGGAGACGCUCCCGAGCCGGCCCUGGGGGCUGACAGUCGGCAAAGUUUGGACCGAAGAGGAAGUGGCGUCCAGCGCCAGCAGGUGGCGGCCAGGCCGGGACCCGGGGCGCUCGCAGCGUGCGGGCGGGGAGGGCGCGGCGGCCCGGGCCUCGGGGCCCGCUCCGGGGACUUCGGAGCCGGUCCCGGGGGAAAACAACUCCGAAGUUGGCGAGUGGCACCGCCCCUGCUGCCGGGCCGCGGCCGCCUCUGCGCCCCCCGCCCUGGCACCCCGAGCACGGGAAGAGGAGUCCGGGCCAUGGAGCCCCCGGCAGGACGCGGCGCGGGGGACCCUGGGCGCCCGGAGCGGCGCCGCCUGUCCACCCGGUAGACAAGCGAAGCCCCGAGACUCUCGGUGCGCGCCGGGACGUGUCGGGAUGCUGCCGGCCAUCCUCCUGCUCCUCCUCCCGGGAGGCGCCCUGGCGCACCCAGACCGGGCUGUCCUCCCAAAUCCUGCCUGUGAGGCGCCCCCCGCAGUGCUGUCAGUGCAGGGCACCCUGCAGAGGCCAGUGGGCCGGGAGAGCCGUGGCUCCCCUGCCAACUGCACCUGGCUCAUCCUGGGCAGCAAGGAGCAGACGGUGACCAUCAGGUUCCAGAAGCUGCACCUGGCCUGUGGCUCAGAGCGCUUACUCCUGCGCUCCCCGCUGCAGCCGCUCAUCUCCCUGUGCCAGGCGCCCGCCAGCCCCCUGCAGCUGCCUGGCGGCAAUGUCACCAUCACCUACACCUACAUGGGGGGCAGGGCGCCCAUGGGCCAGGGCUUCCUGCUCUCCUACAGCCAAGACUGGCUGAUGUGCCUGCAGGAAGAGUUCCAGUGCCUGAACCACCGCUGUCUGCCCGCCUCGCAGCGCUGUGACGGCCAGGAUGCCUGUGGCGAUGGCUCUGACGAGGCUGGGUGCAGUUCAGACCCUUUUCCGGACCUGACCCCGGCUCCCAGCCCCACCCCCCGCUGCAACCAUACCUUGGAAGACUUCUAUGGGGUCUUCUCCUCCCCUGGCUACUCUCACCUGACCUCAGCCUCCCACCCACAGUCCUGCCUCUGGCUUCUGGACCCCCACGAUGGCCGGCGGCUGGCAGUGCGUUUCACGGCUCUGGAUCUGGGCUACGGAGAUGCAGUGCACGUGUACGACGGGCCCGGCCCCCCGCAAACCCCCCGCCUGCUGCGCAGCCUCACCCACUUCAGCAAUGGCAAGGCAGUCACCGUGGAGACGCUCUCUGGCAAGGCUGUCGUGGCCUACCACACGGUCGCCUGGAGCAACGGCCGGGGCUUCAACGCCACCUACCACGUGAGGGGCUACUGCCUGCCCUGGGACCGGCCCUGUGGGCUAGGCUCAGGCCUGGGCGCUGGCGAGGGCCUCGGGGAGCGCUGCUACAGCGAGGCGCAGCGCUGCGAUGGCUCCUGGGACUGCGCCGACGGCACAGACGAGGAGAACUGCCCGGGCUGCCCCCCUGGACAUUACCCGUGCGGGCCCGCCGGGUCCCCCACGGCCACCGCCUGCUACCUGCCUGCUGACCGCUGCAACUACCAGACCUUCUGUGUGGACGGCGCCGACGAGAGGCGCUGCCGCCACUGCCAGCCGGGCAACUUCCAGUGCCGAGACGAGAAGUGCGUGUACGAGACGUGGGUGUGCGACGGGCAGCCGGACUGCGCCGACGGCAGCGACGAGUGGGACUGCUCCUACGCCCUGCCGCGCAAGGUCAUCACCGCCGCCGUCAUCGGCAGCCUGGUGUGCAGCCUGCUGCUGGUCAUCGCGCUGGGCUGCACCUGCAAGCUCUACGCCAUCCGCACCCAGGAGUACAGCAUCUUUGCCCCCCUGUCGCGGAUGGAGGCCGAGAUGGUGCAGCAGCAGGCGCCCCCGUCCUACGGGCAGCUCAUCGCCCAGGGCGCCAUCCCGCCCGUGGAGGACUUCCCCACGGAGAACCCCAGCGACAACUCAGUGCUGGGCAACCUGCGUUCCCUGCUGCAGAUCCUGCGCCAAGAUAUGACCCCGGGGGGCGGCCCAGGCCCCCGGCGCCGGCAGCGGGGCCGCUCCGUCCGCCGCCUAGUGCGACGACUCCGCCGCUGGGGCCUGCUUCCUCGAGCCAGCACCCAGGCCCGAACCGCUGACACCAGGCCCCAGACCGUACCUUCCACCUCGCCCCCAGAGGCCUCCGAGGGGACCCCCAGCCCUGCCCCUGAAGGAGGGGCGGUGGGUGGGCAGGAUGGGGAGCAGGCACCCCCCCUGCCGGCCAAGGCUCCCCUCCCAUCAACCAGUGCGGCCCCUGCCCUCCCCACUGCCCCUGAGGCGCAAGGGUCAGGGCCCUCGGGGCCCCUGGAGCCCUCCCUGCUGUCCGGAGUGGUGCAGGCCCUUCGAGGUCGUCUCCUGCCUGGCCUGCGCCCCCCAGGGCCUUCCCGGCCCCCGGCUGGCCCCCACCCAACCGUCCUGCCCCCAGAGGACGAAGAUGAUGUGCUGCUGGUGCCACUGGCCGAGCCCGGUGUCUGGGUGGUGGAAGUGGAGGACGAGCCCCUGCUUGCCUGAGGGGUUCCGGCUCUCCGGGGGGGCCCGGUCUCACCUUCCAGGGGUCCCCAGCUUCCCAUCCCCUACUUCUGCCCCUCAUCGGGGGGGCUCGGUGGCCUUCCCACCAACCCUGUCACUGCUGUAAGUUGGGGGUCCCUCCAGAGGGAGAGGGCUCCCCCAGUCCCCGUUCAUCGCCGAGACUGUCUUCACCGUCACUCUCGCAGGGGGCCAAAGUUCCUCAGAGUCAAAGGCCUGGACACUCCGCCCUUGCCAGAACACACACCCCACACCCCCACCAGAAAGUGGCCUUAAACACCAGGAUGCCGAUGGGCUGGAGACCUUCAGCUUCCACUGGGAGCAUCUGGGCAGGCCCUGAGAUCUGGCCCACCCCAGUCACUGCUCCAGGGCUCAGCACAUAGGAGAAGCACAGCAAACGCUUUUGUCCCAUAGCUAGGUCGUUGCCCAGGAAGCCCAGGUUGAAAAUAAAGGAAUCCGAAAUGUAAGUGGUUUGUAGU